Cylicocyclus nassatus is the source of this 3700-nucleotide messenger RNA. The record is from the annotation of a GenBank genome assembly. NCBI's taxonomy places the organism in Eukaryota, Metazoa, Nematoda, Chromadorea, Rhabditida, Strongylidae.
GUCGGGAUCCGCCCAAUCGUCUAGGUGCAGUUGUCCACUAACAUCGGCACUCUUCUAAAGCCUGCGCCAUGCUUUGGGCCCUAUCACUUAUAGCGUUUGUGGGCGCGCAAACAAUCCCCACAGUGACGGUGUGCCCACCCGGAUCACAAACGGUCUUCCUCCUACAACAUAAUGCGACCAUUGGAAAACAAAUACGAGCGAUACCUACGGCUAGUAUGUCCGAUUGUUCGGAACAUUGCGCAGUAUCAAAUGACUGCGUUGGAGUAGAAUUUCUCAACGGUAACUGCAAAAUCUUCGCAGCUGGUAAAGAUGCUCCUACACCUAAUUCGAAAAUCCUCACGAAAAAUUGUGUAAAGAGUGAACGAGUCUGUUCUUCUCCGUUCCACUUUGAUAUGUUCGAACAGAAGAUUCUUGUCGGUUUUGCACGAGAGGUCGUUCCCGCUGAGGACAUUCAGGUGUGCAUGAGUGCUUGCUUGAAUUCUUUCGACACAUUUGGCUUCGAAUGUGAGUCCGCCAUGUUCUACCCAGUGGAUCAAGAAUGUAUUCUCAACACCGAGGAUCGCCUUGACAGGCCAGAUCUUUUCGCUGAUGAAGUCGAGGACAGCGUCAUCUACAUGGACAACAACUGCGCUGGCUCUCAAUGUUACGCCCCCUACAUAACCCAGUACAUCGCUGUCGAAGGAAAACAACUUGAAAACGAACUUGAUCGCAUCAUUAACGUCGAUGUGGACUCCUGCCAAAGCCUUUGCACUCAGCGAUUGUCACUAACGGUAAAUGACUUUAACUGCAAGUCAUUCAUGUACAACAAUCAAUCUCGAACUUGCAUCCUUUCGGAUGAAAGAUCCAAGCCGCUUGGACGUGGAACUCUCGUCAAGACGGAGGGAUUCACAUACUACGAGAAAAAAUGCUUUGCUUCGCCAAACACCUGCCGUAACAUGCCCUCGUUCACUCGUGUGCCUCAGAUGAUCCUUGUCGGCUUCGCUGCUUUUGUGAUGGAGAACGUACCGUCCGUGACGAUGUGCCUCGAUCAGUGCACGAACCCUCCACCAGAGACUGGCGAUAAGUUCGAGUGCAAGUCAGUGAUGUAUUACUACAACGAACAAGAAUGUAUACUGAAUGCCGAGACUCGUCACACAAAGCCAGAUCUCUUCAUUCCAGAAGGAGACGAGUUUUCUGUAGACUACUUUGACAUCACUUGUCAUCUACAAAAGGAGAAAUGUCCUGCUGGAACCCAUCUCAAGGCCGUGAGAACAAUCAAUGCAGCUCUUCCAGAAGGUGAAGGUGAUCUACAUGUGCUAAAGUCAGCUGGCAAAGGAGUGAAGGGAUGCAUGAAGAAGUGUGCCGAUACUGCCCCAGAAAAAUGCCGUUCAUUCAAUUACGACAAGCGAACUGGCACUUGUAACCUUCUUUAUCUUGACGGCAAAAGCACACUUCGCCCACAAAUUCGUCAAGGCACUGACCUUUACGACAUGCACUGUCUAGCAGUGGAAGCUGAUUGUUCGAUCAACAAAGACGAUGCGCUGUUCUCGAGAUAUCUACACACAAAACAACGUGGAAUCGCAAGCAAGACAUACAAGGUCGUUUCACUGAAUUCCUGCCUUGAAGUGUGCGCUGGCAAUCCCACAUGUGCUGGUGUCAACUAUAACCGCCAUGUCGGCCAAUGCGACAUGUUCGACGCCAUUGAUGGAGACGCUGACGUCAACGAGCACGUGGACUUCUAUAAGAACCUCUGUGUUAUCAAGGAAACCGAUAGUGGAGUAUCAGCUGCUGCCAAUGUUCCACCUCAAACCCAUCGCAUGUCUGGUACCGUCACCAACAAAAAAGACGCUCGCGGCGAAUUGCUUGCGGCAAAGAAGGUCCCCAAACCAUCGAUUCGUGAACAUGAGCAUCGACGUAAGCCAGAAGCUACAAUGGCCAUUGGUCCUCCCGUUUCCAUACCCGCUGAAGCUAUAAAGACAAUCUGCAACUAUGAAGGAAUCAAGGUUCAAAUUGGAAACGGAGUUCCAUUCAGUGGUGUUAUCUUUGUCAAGAAUAAGUACGACACUUGCCGAGUUGAGGUUGCCAAUUCCAACUCCGCAACACUUGUAUUGGGACUGCCCAAAGACUUUGGAAUGAGGCCAAUCUCGUUGGAUGGAAUGGAAGAGAGUACAACUAAUCCUGGAGGCAAGUCUACUGAGAAGUCUACUGAGAAGGUGGAAUUGGUGAAGGAUGACCAAGACUUCCGCCACAAGCGCCAGGUUGAAAGCCGUGACUGUGGCUUAGUUGAUAUGCUGAAUGGCACCUAUAAGACGACUGUAGUCAUCCAAACAAAUAAUCUCGGAAUCCCUGGUCUUGUCACUUCAAUGGAUCAGCUGUAUGAGGUCUCCUGCGACUAUUCAAGCAUGCUUGGAGGAAAGAUUCAAGCCGGCUACAACAUGACCGUCGUAGGACCCGAAGCCAAUCUCAUCCAGCCGCGAGGAAAGAUUGAGCUGGGCAACCCAGUCUUUAUGCAGCUGGUUAGCGGUGAAGGAGAACAACCAGUUGUCCAGGCUAAACUUGGCGAUAUUCUUGAACUUCGUUGGGAGAUCAUGGCUAUGGAUGACGAGCUUGACUUCUUUGUGAAGGAUUGUUACGCAGAGCCAGGAGUUGGAGCUAAGGCUGAAGAGAAGUUACAGCUCAUUCAAGGAGGAUGUCCCACACCAGCUGUGGCACAGAAGUUGAUCCCGGGACCAAUUGAAGUACAGUCGUCUGCCGUGAAGGUGGCUCGCAUGCAAGCUUUCCGAUUCGAUUCCUCAAGUUCAAUUCGUGUCACCUGUGAACUGGAAAUUUGCAAGGGAGAUUGCACACCGGUUGAAUGUGGACUUACUGGAGGUCAGAAGCAAUCGUGGGGACGCAAGAAGAGAGAAUCGGAAAACUCCAUCACUGAAUAUGAAACUGCCCGGUAUAGAGUUCCAAAGCAUGCUCGAGCUACCACUUCCAUUGUUAUCAUCGACCCACUGCAACAAAUUCAAGAGCCAGUGAGCCUCGCUCGCGCUUCUACGCUCGACCUUUUCAGGGAAGAAGCUGAAGAUAUCGCUAUUGCUACAACCGGUCAGAUGUGCAUGGCAAAGCCGACGCUGAUAGCAGUAUUUGGAUUAUUGUUAACGCUCACAUCUGUACAAGCCAUAGUAGUAUUGCAGUACAUUGUACGACGAGUAUGCCGUUCGAAAAAAUUAUAAAAUUUGACAUGUUGUGAUAAUGUGAGCCUGCUCUGCCGCUAUCUUUCUAGUCUAGGCUAGCUGGUUGCUAGCCCAGAUGCUAAUAGCGCUGUUAGCAGUCUACGCACAAACAGCCAUUGUACUGUACCUGUAGCGCUUUCCUUAUAUGAAACAUCUCAACUCUAGAUCCACUCUUCUUUCAUCUUCUUGCCAGCUACUCAACAAGGUGCGAAUAUUAUUGUCUGCAUUAAUGCCUUCUUCAUUAUACGGUUAUACAUUUCCAUUCCUGUUGUGUUGCAUUGCGUGCUCCUAUGUUCUUUGCUCUUUUGUAAAUCUAAAGAGGAAUUUCUUUGGCAGAGUGCCAACAAAACACAUCCACAUAUCCUAUAAAUGCCAACGUGAUGACAAUCUGUCUUUUUGCUGUUCUUCCCCCUCAUACAGGUGUUUCUUAGGAUAUUGUGGUGUCACUUACUCAGUUUGUCGCCAACGUCUUGUUCAUUUUCUCUCUUUUGAGUAUAAUAAUU